Molecule: messenger RNA, 3747 nt
Organism: Linum tenue
Lineage: Eukaryota; Viridiplantae; Streptophyta; Magnoliopsida; Malpighiales; Linaceae
Source: the annotation of a GenBank genome assembly
GCGAUGGUGAGGCCGUAAGCCGUUAAGAUUUAAAAUGUUUCAAAUAUUCAAAAAAAUUAUCAAAUCCCCUUGACUAUAUAAACGCGGCAAUCGCACCUCUUGAAUUUCUGAACAUUCUGGCGCAACCGCCAAUCCCUUCCUUCCUCCGCCGCCGCCGCACAAUUCUUCUCUCCUCCCACCGGCCGCCGAUUUCUGAUCAUCGCCCGCCGUCCACCUUUCCAUCUUUUCGCUCUCUCUUCCUUAUCCCGAUUUUCGGGAGCCGCAGAAUUCGAAUCUUUUCUUUUUUCGCCUCCUUUCCCCCUUUUUCCCCGCUUUCCCCCAUUUCUUCGAUUUGUUCGGCGGCACUGCAGAAACCCUAGUUAGUAUCCGACUGUCACUUCACCUCCGUUAUCUCGCUAUCCGCUCUUCCCCUCCGUGAUUCACCGUCGUCGAUAGCCAAGAUUUGUUUCCUUUAGAGGAACCGAUGAGCUCGAUACGUGAGAAUGGUGGUGGGGCGAGGGGUGAUGAUGAUUUGAAGGCGCCUCUACUGCAGCCUGCUUCUGGUGGUGCUGUUGCGAUUACUGUCCCUGCUGCUGGACAGAACAGUAAAGCUGCUACUGCUGUGGAUAAGAAGGUUCGAACUGCAAAGUUCAAGAUAGGAGACAUCAAAUGCACGUCUUGCACUGGGUCUAUCGAGUCUGUGCUCAAGGAGCUAGAUGGAGUUCAAACUGUGGCGAUAUCUGUUCUGGAUGGCCAUGCUGCUGUCACUUAUGUGCCAGAGCUCACCACUGUUGAGAAGAUUAAGGAAACAAUUGAAGAUGCUGGGUUCCCGGUGGAGCAUCUUUCGGAGCAGGACAUAGCAGUAUGUAGGCUCAAGAUUAAGGGAAUGAUGUGUACCAGCUGCGCCGAGUCAGUCGAACGUGCUCUUCUGAUGAUCGAUGGAGUUAAGAAGGCAGUGGUUGGUCUUGCUCUGGAAGAAGCAAAAGUCCAUUUCGAUCCAAACGUCAUAGAUAUUGCAGGAAUCAUUGAAUCCAUUGAAGAUUCUGGCUUUGGAGCUGUGCUCGUCAGUUCUGGUGCCGAUGUGAACAAAGUGCAUCUAAAACUUGAAGGUUUUGAAUCCUUGGAGGACUGUAAGCAGAUUCAAUCUUUGCUGGAGUCAGCACAAGGUGUUAAUCAUGUUGAAAUGGACUUGGAUGAACAUAAGUUAACUAUCAACUAUGAUUCAGCCAUUACUGGGCCGAGAUCUCUCAUACAGCUGAUUGAAGAGGCUUCCCCUAGUCCCAACAUGUACCAUGCUACACUAUACGUCCCACCCAGGCAAAGGGAAAAUGAUCAGCUUCAUGAAACUCAGAUGUAUAGAAACCAAUUUCUGUGGAGCUGCAUUUUCUCUGUUCCGGUAUUCCUGUUUUCCAUGGCACUCCCUAUGUUUCAUCCUUAUGGAAACUGGUUGAGCUAUAAGCUUUACCACAAUCUCACUGUUGGCAUGCUCCUUAGGUGGAUUCUAUGCACCCCUGUGCAGUUCAUUGUUGGUAGAAGGUUUUACGUGGGAGCGUACCAUGCAUUGAGAAGAAAAUCUGCCAACAUGGACGUUUUGGUCGCGUUAGGCACUAAUACUGCAUACUUCUACUCUGUGUACGUAAUCAUAAAAGCCACCACAGCCGAAAAUUUUGAAGGCCAGGAUUUUUUUGAAACGAGUGCCAUGCUGAUAUCUUUUAUACUCUUGGGGAAGUAUCUCGAGGUUGUCGCUAAAGGCAAGACAUCAGAUGCUUUAGCAAAACUCACAGAACUUGCUCCUGAAACUGCCUGUCUGCUAACUUUAGACACUGAUGGGAGUGUUAUUUCGGAGGAGGAAAUUAGUACGCAACUUAUACAGCGGAAUGACAUAAUCAAGAUUGUUCCCGGUGCGAAAGUAGCUGUUGAUGGAGUUGUUGUAGAUGGACAAAGCCAUGUUAAUGAGAGCAUGAUCACUGGAGAGGCAAGGCCUGUUGCCAAACGACCUGGUGACAAGGUAAUUGGUGGUACAGUAAAUGAGAAUGGUUGCAUACAUGUUAAAGCUACUCAUGUAGGGUCUGAGGCUGCACUUUCCCAAAUUGUUCAACUGGUAGAGGCUGCUCAGCUAGCUAGGGCACCUGUUCAGCAACUAGCUGACCGAAUCUCUCGGUAUUUUGUUCCCACGGUAGUCGUUGUUGCUUUCAUAACAUGGCUAGUAUGGUUCAUAGCUGGGGAAGUUGGUCUUUACCCUCGAAACUGGAUACCGAAAGCCAUGGACAAGUUUGAGCUGGCCCUGCAGUUCGGCAUAUCAGUACUGGUGAUUGCCUGUCCUUGUGCUUUGGGGCUCGCAACACCAACAGCUGUUAUGGUUGCAACUGGAAAGGGUGCUUCCCAAGGUGUCCUUAUCAAGGGAGGAGAUGCCCUUGAGAAGGCACAUAAGGUGAAGACAGUAGUCUUUGACAAGACAGGGACGUUGACAGUGGGGAAACCACAGGUGGUCAGUGCUGUCCUCUUCUCCAAUUUCUCAAUGGAGGAGUUCUGCGACUUGGCUACAGCUGCAGAGGCGAACAGCGAACACCCUAUAGCGAAGGCCGUGGUCGAUCAUGCCAAGAGAUUUCGACACAAGAUUGGAUCGAACCCGGAUCAUAUCCCCGAGGUGAAAGACUUUGAGGUCCACACUGGAGCUGGAGUGACCGGGAAAGUGGGCGAGAGAAUGGUCCUUGUUGGGAACAGAAGGCUUAUGCGGACAUCUGAGAUCACACUGGGGCCAGAGGUGGAGAAAUACAUCUUCGAAAACGAAGAGUUGGCUAGAACGUGUGUGCUGGUCGCCAUUGAUGGGAAGAUGGCUGGAGCUUUUGCAGUGACCGAUCCCGUGAAGCCAGAGGCUCAACGUGUGAUCUCUUUCCUUCGUUCCAUGGGGAUCACUAGCAUCAUGGUGACAGGGGAUAACAGGGCAACCGCCGCAGCCAUCGCCAGAGACGUCGGAAUUGAUUACUUUUUCGCCGAGACCACCCCGGUUGGGAAGGCUGAUAAGAUCAAGGAUCUACAGGGGAAAGGGGAGAUAGUGGCGAUGGUGGGAGACGGGAUCAACGACUCGCCGGCGUUAGUGGCGUCCGACGUAGGGAUGGCGAUCGGAGCAGGGACCAACGUGGCCAUAGAAGCAGCCGACAUAGUCCUGAUCAAGAGCAACCUGGAAGACGUUGUCACGGCCAUAGACUUGUCCAGGAAGACCAUUGCGCGCAUUCGGAUGAACUACGUGUGGGCGCUUGGUUACAACGUCCUCGGCAUGCCGAUCGCCGCCGGGAUCCUUUACCCGUUCACCGGGAUCCGGCUGCCCCCCUGGCUCGCCGGUGCAUGCAUGGCCGCUUCGUCGCUCAGCGUGGUCUGUUCUUCGCUGCUGUUGCAGUCGUACAAGAAGCCUUUGCAUGUUAGAGAGGGCUGACUGGCAAAAUUGUAAUUUUUGGGUCUUUGUUUGAUCUAAAAAUAUUGUUAUAUUAGGAUUUGGCUUGUUUGCAUUCGGUACAUACCACCAUUAAUAAAGGACAGCAGUAGUGUGUGCCUGACAAAGUGAUUGAGGUCCAUUUUGGAAACAAAUUAGGCCAAUAUUAUGGUGCCGCUAUAAAAACUGUGGCACCGGUGACGCUGAUUUUGAUUGGGCCACAUAGAGCUGAUGUGGUAUCACUGGCAUGUGUAUAACUUAAUUAAAUCGGUCCAAACUCAAUGGCCCAUUCGAAAUGGCCUAAUCCAGCUACCGUCAAACUAACGGACGUCUUCCAC